Molecule: messenger RNA, 6975 nt
Organism: Oncorhynchus mykiss (rainbow trout)
Lineage: Eukaryota; Metazoa; Chordata; Actinopteri; Salmoniformes; Salmonidae
Source: RefSeq, a predicted model, not a curated record
ACUGCCGCACACACACACACCGGUUACCCUUGUGACCGGAGCUCCCCAGUGCUUGCGUAUUCAUCUGCGCGAGUGAGAGAUCGAUCCUUGUGUGCUGCUGUGUGAUUGAGUUGAGUUCAAUGUUGGCGAUGUGCGGAGGGAGGAAACCACCGCACUCACCUCAAAGAAUGACAAGCUCGGUUCAUCGGACGUCUUCGAUUAACUUUGGAUGUUUAGCUGAUGUCGACUUUUUAGCUUUUUCUUCAAUGGAAUCAACAAGAGACUAGUAAAAUCGCAGCCUUCACAUGAACAGCAAAACAAUGUGUUGGAAUUUAGUCUAAGAAGCAGCGGCUUCAGAUUCUAAAUAACGAACGUGAUAGACAUUAAGAUAAGACAGUUGCUGGGAGUCACCGGGAGACCUUCUACCAAGAAACUCGAUAGGCUGUCCAGAGACAAUCUGUGGAAGAGAUACACAAAAUGGCGAGACAUAACCAUCGAUAUUGAGCCCCCCUGUGGUUGAUGGUGAUGCCUGAGCCCAACCCAGCAAUGCAGAAGACGAGAACUCGGUGGUGGCAGGGACGACUGGGAGUUCCUCUGCUGUUUCUGGUUUUCCCGCUCCUCAGGACCGAACCGCUCCAACUCGAGCUGUCGUUCAAUGGACUUUCGGAGCCCCAGAAUGUGACACUGGCUGCUAUCCUGCCUUUGCACAACACUGAAUACCCGUGGGCCUGGCCUCGCGUGGGACCCGCUCUGAUCAGAGCUCUGGAGCGAGUCAAUGACGAACCCACCCUGCUGCCGGGCCACCGCCUCCGCAUCGUCUACGACAGCAGCGAAAGCAAAGAUGGAGUCUGCUCCGACUCAGUGGCGCCGUUGGUGGCCGUGGACCUCAAGUUCUCCUACGACCCGUGGGCCUUCAUCGGGCCUGGCUGCGACUACGCUUCGUCUCCUGUGGGCCGCUUCACCACCCACUGGGACGUUCCCAUGGUGACGGCCGGGGCAGCGGCCAUCGGCUUCAACAUGUACACAUCCAUCACCAACACGGGCCCCACACACAAGAAGCUGGGCGAGUUUGGGGUGCGCCUGCAUCGCCAUUUUGGCUGGCACAGGCACGCCAUGCUCAUGUUCAGCGACAACAAAGACGACGACCGGCCAUACUACUUUACGGCAGAGGGGCUGUACACGCAGCUGCAGCUGGACAACAUCACCACAGCAGACAAGGUCUUCAAUGAGCAGACUGGACCCGUCCAGUAUGAUGACCUCAUCAGUGAUAUAAGCCAGAGUGCCCGAGUGGUGUACAUGUGCUGCUCAUGGGACACUUUCCGGAGGCUGAUGGUACAGUUCUGGAGGGAAGGCCUGCCCCCGGAGGACUAUGCCUUCUUCUUCAUUGACCUGUUCGGCCACAGCCUGAGGAAGCAGCCCGCUAGGCCCUGGUACAGAGGAGACUCAGAAGAUCACGCCGCCAAGAAGGCCUUCAGGAGUGUGAAGAUCCUGACCUACAAAGAGCCACAGAACCCAGAGUACAAGGAGUUUGUUUCCAACCUGAAGACGGACGCCAUGAACAUGUUCAACUUCACCGUAGAAGACUCGCUGAUGAACCUGAUAGCAGGAGGAUUCUAUGACGGCGUGAUGCUUUACUCUCAGGCCCUGAAUGAGACCAUGACAGAGGCAGGGGGCCGGCCGCGAGGGGACACCGUCACCAAGAGGAUGUGGAAUCGCACGUACCAUGGUGUUACUGGCUUGGUUCAGAUUGAUGGGGCAGGCGAUCGGGAGAUUGACUUUGCCUUGUGGGACAUGACUGAUCUUGACUCUGGGGUCUUUCAGAUCGUGUCCGUCUACAACAGCAGCCUGAAGGAGCUGGUUCCAGUGCCGGGCAUGAAGGUCCAGUGGCCGGGGGGCGCCCCCCCUCAAGACAUCCCCGACUGUGGCUUCAAGAACGACAAGCCCGCUUGCUUAGCACGGACAGUCACUAUGCACCAGAUGGUGGCCAUCGUGGCUUGCUUCAUCUUCGUCAUCAUCGUCACUGUCACCGUCUUCAUCUACAGGAAGCUGAAAUUGGAGAAUGAGUUGGCUGCUCAGCUCUGGCGAGUGCAAUGGGAAGACGUGCAGAUGAGUGACCUGGAGAAAGUGCUGCGCAGGGCCUGCAGCAGACUCACCCUGUCUCUGAGAGGCUCCAACUAUGGCUCCUUCCUGACCAUGGAAGGAAACUUCCAGAUCUACGCCAAAACUGGCUACUACAAGGGAAACAUUUCGGCCAUUAAGUAUGUCACUAACAAGAAGCGCAUCGAGCUCACCAGGAGGGUGCUCUUUGAGCUCAAACAUAUGCGUGAUGUUCAAAACGAGCACUUGACUCGCUUUAUCGGAGCCUGUAUCGAUCCUCCUAACAUCUGUAUCAUCACAGAGUACUGUCCCCGGGGCAGCCUGCAGGAUCUUAUGGAGAGCGAGACCAUCACUUUGGACUGGAUGUUCAGAUACUCUCUGAUCAACGACAUUGUUAAGGGAAUGGCCUUCCUUCACAACAGCGUCAUCGUUUCCCAUGGUAACCUGAAGUCCUCUAACUGCGUGGUGGACAGUCGCUUUGUCCUGAAGAUCACUGACUACGGGCUGGCUAGCUUCCGCGAAAAGUCCAAUAUGGAGGACACACACGCCUACUAUGCCCGGAAAUUGUGGGCAGCUCCAGAGCUACUGAGGGCAGAUAGUCCCCCGCCAUGUGGCACACAGAAAGGUGACAUCUACAGCUUCGGCAUCAUUCUGCAAGAGCUGGCCCUGCUCCGAGGGGUCUUCCACGUCGAGGGGGACACCCUCAGCCCCAAAGAAAUCGUAGAGCGCGUGGCGCUGGGCCAGUGGCCCUACCUGCGGCCCUCCCUCUGCCCCCAGAGUCACAGUGAAGAGGUGGGCCAGCUCAUGCAGCGCUGCUGGAGCGAGGACGUGAACGAGAGGCCCGAGUUCCACCACAUCAAACUGCUGCUGCGCAAACACAACAGAGGUUAUGGGUCUAAUAUCCUGGACAACCUGCUGUCUCGGAUGGAGCAGUACGCCAAUAACCUGGAAGAACUGGUGGAGGAAAGGACACAGGCUUACCAUGAAGAGAAACGCAAGGCCGAGGCACUGCUCUACCAGAUACUUCCACACUCUGUAGCGGAGCAGCUGAAGAGAGGGGAGACGGUGCAGGCUGAGGCCUUUGACUCGGUCACCAUCUACUUCAGUGACAUUGUGGGCUUCACCGCCAUCUCAGCAGAGAGCACGCCCAUGCAGGUGGUGACCCUAUUGAAUGACCUCUACACGUGUUUCGAUGCCAUCAUCGACAACUUCGAUGUUUAUAAGGUGGAGACGAUAGGCGAUGCAUACAUGGUGGUGUCUGGGCUGCCCGUGAGGAACGGCAAUCUGCACGGACGAGAGAUCGCCCGCAUGUCGCUAGCCCUGCUGGAGGCCGUACACUCCUUCAGAAUCCGCCACCGACCUGCCCAGCAGCUCUUUCUGCGCAGUGGCAUCCACAGUGGCCCAGUGUGUGCUGGUGUUGUAGGACUGAAGAUGCCUCGGUUCUGUCUGUUUGGAGACACAGUCAACACAGCCUCUCGCAUGGAGUCCAAUGGGGAGGCCCUGAAGAUCCACGUGUCGGAGGCCACGCGCACGGUGCUGGACGACUUCAACUGUUUCCAGCUGGAGCUGAGAGGAGACGUGGAGAUGAAGGGCAAAGGGAGGAUGAAGACCUACUGGCUACUGGGAGAGAGCACCAGCAACAUGGCUUACUAGAGAGAGAGAGAGAGAGAGAGAUAGAGAGAAGAGGGAGAGCGAGAGAAAGAGAGAGAGAAGGGGGAGAGCGAGAGAAAGAGAGAGACGGGGAGAGCGAGAGAAAGAGAGAGAGACACACACGGGAGAGAGAGAGAUGCAUACUGUUCAGACCGUAUUAGAGAGACGUGGUAGAAAAGAGAUGUAAGGGAAGGGAGGGCUGAGGUAAAAGGAAAAGACAUGCAUACAGAUGCACAUGGGAAUGGAGUGAAAUGGAAAUAAGCAACAACAAAAAACUGUACCACUGACAACUCCCUUCUUAAUGAUAGUCUCAUCGACAGAGUCUCACUGCUCUUCAUGGGGAUACCUUGGUUCCUAUAGGUGGACAAGCCCUGUCUAGAUUGACUUACCAUGGUGGAUCAUCCAUGGACAGCUGUAGACUUGUAGACUUUCCAACCAAAGGAACGAUAUCACUGCUACACCGCCAUGUGCCGAUUGGCGAGGCACCACCUCUGAUUGACACAGGCGAUGGGCAUUUGCGAACGACGCCACUCUGUGUUCCAGAGUUGUAACUCGAUAUUUGUGAACAAACAUUUUGGACAUUCUUGUUUGGACCUGUUGUUUGUGGUGACGAGAGUUGUCCAAUGUGCUAUUUUGUGGUUAUUUGACUUUGUGACUGACUUGGUGUUCUCUAACAUUUGUGUAGAGUCCUUAGUGUUAUGUGAAGCAUUCCCUGGUGUUUUCUAUUUAUUUCACAAGUGGUUUGUGUUCUAUAUUACUAUAUCAGUUUGUUCUAUAUCAGUCAAACAUGAAUCAACUGAAGUCCAGAGGGGUACACUACGAAUGUAGCUAGAUGUAUUCAGUAUUUUCUGAUAUUAGCUAGCUUCAGUCAGCUUCACGUAUGUUAUGAAGGCAGAUCAGGCAGAUGUUGAUCGUUCACUCGCCGCUUACUUGAGCCUGCUCGAGCCGGGCUUGUAACUGCACGUACAUGUCACACAUUGCUAGUCGAAAGCCAAACUGAGACGAUACUGAAACAUUAGUCCAUGCGCGAGUCAGUGACACAUUUUCAUUUUUGCCAAAAUCUAAAUGAAAGGAAAAACUAACCUGCAAAUACAGCAGGCUAUGGUGUGAAAUGGGCUAUUACAAGUGCCGUCUGUCUUGCGCAUAUUGUUUAUUUGGUGUGCUUAGCAAUGCACGAUGACUCCCCACUCAUAUAGAUAAAAUCAUUGUAUGAAUUCCUACGACAGUUUUACUGCCCGUGAAGUUUCAAAUGCAUCCCGUCGUUACUAAAUGUGUUGUGUGUAAUGUAUUUGAAUGUUACUAUUUAUAACACACAGGUUUGACUCAACCACUUCAUUCGGGAUAAAUUGAGUAAAACACUGAGUUGGCCAUCCCGGGAGCAGAUUAGUUCUGAAGGAUUCGUUGCCACAGAAAUGUACCUGGCUAAAAGGUGAGCCACAUUUGUGUCACCGUUUGAACUCAGAGUUGACCAAAGGUUCCUCGCUAACUCCUCAAACCAGAUUCGUGGAAUAGGGCUCGGUAAUCCAUAAUAAUACGAGUCAACAAAGUGUGUCCCACAACCUAGUAGGCUAUGUGCUUUAGGGGGAAGUAGUGGAGGCAAUCACCACCAUGCAAGUAUAGGCGAUCUAAUUGACAUUGGUGAAAUGUCUCAAAUGGACACUUAUGGCUGUUAAGGACAUUGUGCUUGUAAAUAAGUCCGUGUGCAUUCAACAGGACUGUUCAAAAAGAGAUUUUACAGCCAAAACGAAUAUUUUUGGUCAUAAAAAAAACUAUUUGCGUUAAUCUUCUCAAGAUAAACUGCGAUGACAAUGAAGAAUUGAGAAUUAGAGUUGGCCACGAAUGUCAACUUUUGGGUGAAUUAAGUAUUACUAUCUAGUCACAGGUAAUGCUGUCUGCAUGGUUAUAACCAGCUAGUCCUCUCACACGAAGUUCUUAUAUUACAGACUCAUUUUGAAGUUCAGAUUUUCUAAUUGUCCUUUUUCCUUCUUUCUUUUUUACACGAUGAUGUUAUACUCAAGGGUACAAAAGAAUGAGCGAGUCUAGCUCUUCACUUCUGUUACUGAUAAGAAAGGUCAGAUUUAUUGCAGAUUGGGAGUCCUUCUAAAUGGCAUACAUAGCAUAGUGAAAAAUUAUAUAUUGGAUAUAUGCCCAUAAACUCUCAAAGUUGACUCUCUGAGGAUACAGGUUUGGCUUGUGAUUUGCAAACAUGCUACAACAAACGAGUCUUUUGCUUUUUGUUCGUUGGUGUUUUUGGGUGGCUCUGCUUGUUGUCUAUCUGAAAGGAACAGCUCGCUACUUGGCUCAGAAGUGGAGCAUCACUGAUAGGCAGCAGGCACCCAUAUACCAACCAGCGCUAUGGACCAUGUGAAUGUGCUCUCACUUGAAUGGCCCUAAACCUUAAACUUAUCAUCAGUGAGAAUAUCCCCUUUCCAACUUAAGUCUAAAUGAUUUGAUCAUUUCAUUUUCCAUGAGUGAAUGUAUCACCUAAGUCAAAGCCAAUACUGUGAAAUAAUCAGGAUUGGUAAUGUGGAGUUGUAAAUGAUAACAGCUCUGUGUGAUGUCAGGGAGACACGUCAUUCAUCAGUAGUAACUCACCCAAUGUCAGGCUUGAUCUGACAGGUAACCCAGCGGGCAAAACUGGUUUCAGUAUAAUCUAUUUUAUGGCGUCGUAGUCAGGUUGUAUACUGGUGGUGUGAAAGUUUAUGCAGAAGUUAAUUAUUUUUAGCAAACAGAAAAUCAAGUCUUUGUCUAGUUGUAAUCUGACCAGAUAACAACCAAAAUAUGACGUCUUUCCCAUUAUGUCUUCUUGUCGUGAAAAAUGUGUCUUUACCUGGUUGUAACAAGCAAUUGGUUGAGACCAGAAACUGGUUGAGACCAGUUGCUUGUAAUGUGGUUGUAUGAUUUCUUGUCAACCAGAAAACCUUUUUACAACCAGAAAAUGACAUCAUUAAGAUAAUUCCAAGGCAGGUCCAUCUGCAUACGGUAUGUGUCCACUAUGAAUGUGGUCACAUGGCUUCUUUAAAUGUGUUUCUGAUGCAGUAAAAUGUAUUGUAUUGUGUUGUUUUGGUUGCCGUGUCUGUAUUUUCAAAGAGUGGGUUGGUCUUUGAAUUACUGUAUGUUACAAUGUACUGUUGUGUUUUAAAAUAUGACAUUGGCGUUGUUUUGGGGGGAGAAAGAAAUGUUCAGUUACAUUGCCUGUCUUGUUUCGGGUCAGUUGAAUGUCUUUAUAAAAUCAGUUGAUAACCCACA